AGCUCUGAAGGUACUCAUCAGUAACUCAUUCGCAUUCUAUAAGUAAACUAGGGAAGUAUUUAAUCAUCUGUAAAAAAUGGCACAGGCCAUGUUGAAGCCUUCUCUACAAGGAGAGAUUGAGGCAGACGUUGAGAUCAAAGCUCCGGCCACGAAGUUCUAUCACAUGUUCGCAGCGAGACCACAAGACUUGUCUAAAGCCAGCCUUGAAAACCUCCAGGGAUGUCGUGUGCUAGAGGGAGAGAUGGGAAAAGUUGGCACUCUCGUCACCUGGAACUAUGUCCAGGAUGGCAAGCCAAUGGUGGCUAAUGAGAGGAUCGAGGCAGUGGAACCGAAGAAAAACAUGAUAAAGUUCAGAGUUCUAGAGGGAGAUCUGAUGAAAGAGUUCAAGAGCUUCCUAUGCACGAUCCAGGUGACUCCGAAGCAAGGAGGACCUGGAGGUGUGGUGAACUGGCGCAUGGAAUACGAGAGGAUUGAUGAAAACGUGGCUCCCCCGGAGACUCUGCUCCAAGUGUGUAUCAAAACGUCCAAAGAAAUCGACGAAAUGCUUAUGUCUAAGGCAUAGAUACUCGUUGAAUAUCUAUCUAUAUUUGUAUCUAUCUUUAUGUAUUUGGGUGUUUUAUAUCAAAAAUGUACUCUCUCUAGAUCUAAAGGGAUGUGAUAUGAAAGUGUUACGAGAUAUAUCUUUAUGACUUUGGGUGUUUGUAUACAUCAAACAUGUCUUGAUACUAA
Messenger RNA from Brassica rapa (field mustard), 729 nucleotides. Its product is annotated as MLP-like protein 31. Lineage: Eukaryota; Viridiplantae; Streptophyta; Magnoliopsida; Brassicales; Brassicaceae. Gene Ontology annotation, biological process: defense response. The record is from RefSeq and is a predicted model, not a curated record.